Messenger RNA from Diaporthe amygdali, 1974 nucleotides. RefSeq names its product peptidase m61 domain-containing protein. The transcript has a single exon. Lineage: Eukaryota; Fungi; Ascomycota; Sordariomycetes; Diaporthales; Diaporthaceae. The record is from RefSeq and is a predicted model, not a curated record. Bases 1 to 1974 code for a protein of 657 amino acids. Gene Ontology annotation, molecular function: protein binding.
AUGGCUCAAAGGGCGAAGCCGUGGAUGUGGCCAGUCGCCAUCUUGAGCGUCUUGGUCAUCCAAUCACCACUUUCCCACGUUUAUGCGGAGGCGACAGGCACAGAGCAAGUAUCACAAGCCAAGUACGAGCAACAACACAUCAUGAGCACCAGCGGAGACGUUGGCGGCGAUUUGCCGUCCAUGUCCUUGUUGAUGAAGCCUCUGUUCAAAGACUCGGCUCAGACAUCAAGCCGGCCUGAGCCCAUCGCUAUAAACAUCACCAUGACUAUCCGAGUGCCAAAGGAACGCUUCGGCUCCGACACGCCUCUGCUGGAACUGCCCCUGAAGAUUGCCAAGACUCCAACGGCCAGGUACGAUGAGGACGACAACCCUCUGUACGCGAGCCUAAACGAUGGCGAUCUUUUCAAGCUCAAAUACCGGGACGAGGAUCCUGUUGAGGGGCCUAGAGUGUGGUAUCUGGACCAGGAUGAAUCUUUGGGCCAGACGGCAACUGAAGAGACGUCCAAGAUCACCGUCAAGUUUACGGCCCCUUACCGCAAGACUGAUGAGAAGACCUUGCCUGGGCCCAGAAUCGAUCUGAGGAGGGACAUCACAGGCGGUGGUCUGGUCGGCCAGGGGCAAGGAUUCAUCCCCGUGCCUCCUCCACCGGAACGCAAAAGCGGUGAAACCGAUGACAACGACGGCGGCGAGGAGCAAAAGGAACUUUGGCAGGUCAAGGUGGAGUGGGAUCUCGCCGAUGCACCUUCAGGCAUCCACGGGGCAUGGUCUCUCGGCGACGAGCAGGUGUCGAGCGCCACUGGCUCCAUGGAAUGGACAGUUACCCACUCCAUCUUCGCAGUGGGCUAUCUACAGCGCUUCCCAGCCUGGGACGUCGACCUUGCUCAGUCAGGCGAGAGCAUCUACGCCAUGUACUGGCUCGACCCGUCGCCCUACGACAUGGUCGAACUGGCACAGUCGACGCGCAAGAUCUACGCCCGCAUCGCAAGAUACUUCGACGAUUCCAAGGACCCCUUCCGCGUCUUCUUCCGGCAGAUCGAGGCCAACAACGGCGGCACCGGCGCCUCGUUCAGCUUCAUGGUCGAGUACUCGCUACUGUCGGUAGAUCAGAACGACGAGCACAGCCUGGCGGACCUGCUGGCACAUGAGACGGUGCAUGAGUUUGCGCUGCUCGAUCAGACAUCCCCUGAGCAGCGCAAGCCGGGCUGGCAGGAGGAUGAGAGUGCUUGGUACGACGAGGGAGUCGCAUCAUAUAUAGGCGCGCUUGCCGGCCUGAAUGAUCCCGGGAGGAGGGACUGGAUGGUGAAGAGUAUGAACAACUAUGCGCAGGCGUACUACACUUCGCCUGUGGUGAAUAUGCCGUAUGAUGAUGUCCUCACAGGUUAUUGGGAUAAUGUGGAUAUUACCAGGGUCAGCUACUACAGGGGUUUGAUGUAUCUGGCAGAACUGGACGGGAUGAUAUGGAAAGCGUCGAAAGGCAAGAAGUCGAUGGAUGAUGUGAUCGUGGACUUGUACAAGCUCAGGAGAGGAGGAAAGACAUGUGACUUAACGACGCUGAAGGACAAAGUGGCUGGACUCAUUGGACAAGACAAGCUUGACAAGACCUAUGAGGCCAUGUUCAAAGGCGACUUGAUCAUCCCUUCUGAAGACUGCUUAGAGCGGUAUGGGUUGAAGCUUGUCAAGAUGGAAUGGCAGAAGUUCGAACUUGGCUUCGACACGCAGUCAAUGAGGGAGUUCAAGGUCCGGGGACUGGUUUCUGGAUCCGCCGCGGACAAGGCAGGGGUGAAGGAAGGGGACAUCAUUGUGAGAGGGUUUAUGGUGUGGGGAGUCGAGGACGAACUGGAUAUACCGAUGAGGUUGACCGUGUUGAGGGAUGGGGAGGAAAAGGAACUUGAGUGGUGGCCUAGGAGCGAUGAGGUUGUCGAGGCUUACGGAUGGGUUGACAUUCAAGAACAGAGCAGUCCAGAUGAACUAUGA